Molecule: messenger RNA, 791 nt
Organism: Copidosoma floridanum
Lineage: Eukaryota; Metazoa; Arthropoda; Insecta; Hymenoptera; Encyrtidae
Gene: Papss
Product: 3'-phosphoadenosine 5'-phosphosulfate synthase
Biological process (GO): 3'-phosphoadenosine 5'-phosphosulfate biosynthetic process; sulfate assimilation
Molecular function (GO): ATP binding; adenylylsulfate kinase activity; sulfate adenylyltransferase (ATP) activity
Source: RefSeq, a predicted model, not a curated record
GAUACGAGGAGGCGACUGUUGGAGGAGAGGGGCUUCAAGAACCCGGUUUUGCUGUUGCACCCGCUGGGUGGCUGGACGAAGGACGACGACGUGCCUCUCGAGACGCGUAUGCUGCAACACAAAGCCGUCCUGGAAGAUGGUGUGCUCGACGCCAAAUCAACUCUGCUGGCCAUCUUUCCGAGCCCGAUGAUGUAUGCCGGACCGGUCGAGGUCCAAUGGCACGCAAAGGCGCGAAUGAACGCGGGUGCAAAUUUCUACAUCGUGGGCCGGGAUCCCGCGGGUAUUCCACAUCCCGAUAGCACCGCGACGCUCGAUGGUAAUCUUUACGAUCCGACUCAUGGUGCUCGCGUCCUAUCCAUGGCCCGAGGCCUGCAGAAACUGGAAAUCAUUCCCUUCAAGGUUGCUGCCUACGACAUGGUCAAUAAAAAAAUGUCCUUUUUCGACCCCGCUCGGAAGCAAGAUUUUGACUUCAUCUCAGGGACGAGGAUGAGAAAUUUCGCGAGAACCGGCGAGCUGCCGCCGAAUGGUUUUAUGGCUCCCAAAGCUUGGGACGUACUUGCAAAGUAUUAUCAAAACAAAUGAACGAUCAACGAUGAAAAAAAAAAAACAAUAUUUUAAUCAAUUGAUUUUUAAACGUUAAGACUAUUUUAUAUCAAUUUGGAAAGCUGAUGAUUAGCGCUGGAGUAUCAUUUUUAAUUAAUAUUGUAAAUACGACACUUGUGCAAAAAAAACAAUAUGUAAGAUAACUCUAGCGAAUCUUAACUAUUUUGCAUUCCAUUUUUGACAAACUU